AUGCCAGAUGCACCUCCCGUCAGUGCAAUUACCUUUCCAGACAGCGACAUUGCGGUGAAACUGAAAUUGGCUGUCCGAGGGAUUAUUGCUGCUUUCACCAAGAACGAGCGACAGGAUCUGGUCUCAGAUGAUGUGUUGCUCGCUUGGUACGAUAACAUUCAUAUACCCGAUGUCGUUGCGACGAGUGGCAUCCCAACAGCUCUACGAUUCGAGGCCGUAGGCCCAGACGCCGCUCCUCUGCCUUGGCUUGUGGUAUACCCAACAGAUGACAUAAACUUCACCAAAAGCGACGAAUUCAACCGGAUGCAACCCGGCGGUCACCCAGAAAUCAAGGGGCAUAUGUAUCCUGAUCUCGCUAAGAUUGAUCUCAGGAUCUGCGAGCGCAAAUACAUCCACAACGCUCCUGGAGAAAAGCCAGGCACGCACACUCUCCAUUCUCAAUUGCCUCAGACACUAAGUCAUCUCAGGAAGGACAAAAUUUGUUGUGGCAUUGAAUACGUCGAGAAGCUGGACAAAGCACCAGGCUUUCGACGCGCCACCAGCUACAAUCUCGUUUCGUCGUUGACGGAAGGUGCUUCUCGGCGCUUGGCCCUUCACGAGUUUGAAACCGCGAAUAUUCCCUGGGCCGGGUUGGCAGAGGCGCGGGCUGAUCCAAGAUCCAAGGAGUUGCUCAGUAAAGCCGCUGUUGUUGACGAAUACGACUAUCAACUGGUCACUGAAGCGGGUGAUAAGACACAAGCGCUAUAG
Molecule: messenger RNA, 747 nt
Organism: Exophiala oligosperma
Lineage: Eukaryota; Fungi; Ascomycota; Eurotiomycetes; Chaetothyriales; Herpotrichiellaceae
Exons: 3
Coding region: 1-747 (248 amino acids)
Source: RefSeq, a predicted model, not a curated record